Messenger RNA from Dentiscutata heterogama, 1082 nucleotides. The record is from the annotation of a GenBank genome assembly. NCBI's taxonomy places the organism in Eukaryota, Fungi, Glomeromycota, Glomeromycetes, Diversisporales, Gigasporaceae.
CACCAGAAUUUACAGAAUUAGAAAAAUAUUUAAAAUCGAAACAAAUAGAAAGCUUUGUUUACUCGCAAUUUAGUGAAUUAACCCAUAUUGGUGCGGGAGGUUUUGCAUCUGUUUAUUCGGCAACUUUUAAUGGACAGACUUACGCAUUAAAAAGUUUAAAUAAUAAUUUGAGAUUCGAAAAGAAAGAGUUCAAACAAUUUAAGCGUGAGUAUGCCAAUGGUGGCAAUCUCCGAGAUCAUUUACAGAAAAAGCAACAAAAUGGUGUUUAUAAAAUUUCCUGGGCCGAUCUUAUUCGAAUUGCAAAAGAAAUUACACUUGGAUUGGACCAUCUACAUAAGAAAAAAAUAGUACACCGAGAUCUGCAUUCAAUGAAUGUUUUAAUAGAUAAUGAUAAUAAUGAUAGGGCCCUGAUUGCCGAUUUUGGACUAUCAAAACAAUUAGAUUCUGCUACUACUGGUGCUGCUUCAAGCACAAGCGUAAAGGGCUUACCAGCAUACAUAGAGCCACAAUAUUACAUUCGUUAUGAAGAUAAAGUAGAAAUUAAUAAACAAUCUGAUAUUUAUAGUCUAGGAGUAUUAUUUUGGGAGCUCACAAGUGGAAUCCCACCUUUCAAGAAUCUUGGGAGGGAUCAAAUUCCUUUUAAAAUUGCGAAAAGAAUAAGGGAGAAAAUCAUUGACAAUACACCCUUAGACUAUGCUAAUCUUUUUAAAAAAUGCUGGGAUGAUGAACCAGACCAGCGACCAUCUUUAGAUCAAGUUUUAGAUAAACUCGAUAAAUUAUCAACGGAAAUUACUGUAGAAUUUAUUAUUAAUCACAUUAAUAGCAAUAAUACUUCAGCAGCUUUAAAUCCUUCCAACAGUUAUACAAACACUAGCAACAGUAAUGAUGUUGGAGUUGUUUCUAAGAAUAUUUCAAUAACAAUCAAAACGGCCGAAGAGGAGAAUAUUAAAAUUUUUGACUAUAAAGAAUUUAGCGAGCAGCGUAAGAUUGGGGAAGGUGGAUCUGGAAUAGUAUGUGAAGCUAAGUCUUUAAUAAGACUAAUAACGUCUUUACUUUUUUCAAAUUCGAGUAGUCAUUUGUAA